AUGUCAAGUCCCAUCCAGCUGAACAUCCUCCUCCAGCGAGUGUACUUGAGGGGCCAACCGACGAAAUCGGAACAGACGACGAGGAGUCUCCUGGGGGCACUUGAGGGACUACACUGCGUGGUUGCAUUACCUCCUACGAAACCUGACCGGGUCGUUCACGUAACAACGGACCGUCAAGGGCCUUUGCUGUAUGCCCUAACGGAGUAUGUCAAGUCCCAUCCAGCUGAACAUCCUCCUCCAGCGAGUGCACUUGAGGGGCCAACCGACGAAAUCGGAACAGACGACGAGGAGUCUCCUUGGCCAACGGCUCGGCUAACAUUCUCCGACUUCGACACAUGGAUGAAUGGACCUGAGGCGGCUAAGGUGCCAAAUCAGAUGCUUGACGUGUUGAGGCAACACCGAGAAUUAUUCCCCGACAGCCUGCCCGACGGCUUGCCGCCCAGGCGGCCUUACGACCACCGCAUCCUCCUCGCGCCCGGAAAACUCCCCACACGCGCACCAAAAGGUCAUGCCGUUCGGCCUGAAGGGUGCACCAGCCACCUUCCAAGCCAAUAUCAAUGCGUAUCUGCAACCACUCUUGGGUCUCGGCUAACAUUCUCCGACUUCGACACAUGGAUGAAUGGACCUGAGGCGGCUAAGGUGCCAAAUCAGAUACUUGACGUGUUGAGGCAACACCGAGAAUUAUUCCCCGACAGCCUGCCCGACGGCUUGCCGCCCAGGAGGCCUUACGACCACCGCAUCCUCCUCGCGCCCGGAAACCUCCCAACACGCGCACCAAUAUAUAAAAUGCCUCCUGAUCAGAUAAAACAUCACAACCAGGAGAUCGCUUGUUUAACAGCUAAGGGGUGGAUCGGGCCUACCUAUUCUCCUAUAUGCGCACCCACCAUCAUGGUCGACAAAAAGGAGGAUGGCAGCGGAGAACGCAAAAUGCGCAUGGUCGUCAACUAUCAGGCCCUCAACGCGUUGACGAUCGCGCCAGAAUUCCCCAUGCCUAGCGUCCAGUCGGUCCUUGAGAUGCUAGGUGGGGCCACUGUCUUCUCCACGAUGGAUUUAGAGGCGGGCUUCCACCAAAUCCGCAUGGCCCGUACGGACAGGUGGAAGACAGCCUUUCGCUCCGUGCAAGGACUUUACGAAUAUAAGGUCAUGCCGUUCGGCCUGAAGGGUGCACCAGCCACCUUCCAAGCCAAUAUCAAUGCGUAUCUGCAACAACUCUUGGGUAAUGGGGUGAUAGCUUAUCUCGACGACGUUUUAACCUAUAGCGCGACCUUAGAGUCGCACACCCAACUUCUCAAACAGGUCUUAGGGAUUUUUCUACGUCACCAAUUUUAUCCGAAGCUCGCGAAGUGCAGGUUCGGACAGCGGGAGUUAACAUACCUGGGCUAUCGAAUAAGCGCGGAUGGCAUUAAGCCCACAGCGGACAAGGUUGAGGCAAUCUCCAUGUGGCCUGAGACCCUGGCAAAUGAAACCCAAGUCAGACAAUUCCUCGGUACGGUAAAUUAUUGCCGCAUGUUUAUGGGACCUACGUUUGCUGAAGUAGCAAGACCUCUAGUUGACUUAACCCGAAAGAACGCAACAUUCACCUGGACAGAAAAACACACAGCAGCCGUACGGCGCCUUAAGCAACUCCUCUCUGAGUAUACAACAUUGCAGAUCCCGGAUCCUUCUAAACCAUAUAAGCUCUACACGGAGGCGUCCGGGUAUGCCAUCGGGGCAGUUCUGGAACAGGAUGCCAAACCUGUGGGAUUUCUCAGCCAAGUAAUGAGUCCCACACAACAGCGGUAUUCUAUCUACGACCAGGAAUUACUCGCUCUUAUCACAGCCUUACACAAAUGGCGUCAUUGGCGUGGCGUCAUCUUCUCCGCGGCGCUCGGGUCACAGCGUACAUGGAUCACCAAGCAUUGA
Eimeria mitis is the source of this 1902-nucleotide messenger RNA. Its product is annotated as OSJNBa0042D13.18 protein, related. The transcript has 5 exons. The record is from RefSeq and is a predicted model, not a curated record. The coding region runs from base 1 to 1902 and encodes 633 amino acids. Lineage: Eukaryota; Apicomplexa; Conoidasida; Eucoccidiorida; Eimeriidae.